Molecule: messenger RNA, 1924 nt
Organism: Salvia miltiorrhiza (redroot sage)
Lineage: Eukaryota; Viridiplantae; Streptophyta; Magnoliopsida; Lamiales; Lamiaceae
Product: putative F-box/FBD/LRR-repeat protein At1g66290
Exons: 3
Coding region: 166-1626 (486 amino acids)
Molecular function (GO): protein binding
Source: RefSeq, a predicted model, not a curated record
UUUUGUAGCGAUCUUGCCCAAAUUGAAGAUCUCAAAACUAAUUUCGGUGGUUUAAGGCGUAUAUGACAUUUCCUUCCCCAAAUUUUGAAGCCGAAACUUCCCUCCCCAAAACCCUAUAAACAGUUCGAAAGAAUUGGAUAGUUUUGAGCCCCAGCUAGUCAAACAAUGGACAAAUCGCAGGAUUCGGAAUCAGACAGCCUCGAUCGACUGAGUGAGUUGCCCGAUUCCUUAAUCAUUUCGAUUCUUUCGUUGUUGUUGUCGACGAGAGAUGUUAUUAGGACAACCAUUCUCUCGAAACGUUGGAAAGAUGUGUGGACCACCGUCCCCUGCCUUUAUUUCCAGGAUCGUCCAACUAGUUCAGAUGCGCAGCGGAACUUUAUUUCUGGGGCUCUCGCACAGUGGAAAGGUGCCAAGAUUCAGAAAUUCGGCAUAUUUUAUCAUCUAGAUUCUGAUUGUUAUACCCAUGCUACUCAAUAUUCUUCUGAUAGUGAUACAGAUUCUACUGAACAUUUAUCUGAAACUAGUAGGGAGUUUGAUUCGUGGCUGCUUCUUGCAAUCGAAAAACAAGUGGAAGAGCUAAUUAUAGAUAUGGGAUGUUACGUAUAUCAUCGUUUUUGUCAGCGGGAGUGUGAAUACUGCGCACCUCAGAGUUUGUAUUCAUGCUCAUCGAUUACAAAAUUAUCUCUUUUUCAAUGUAAGUUGAUUAUUGAGGGGAAUGUGCAGUGGAACCAACUCAAGAGUUUAACAAUUGAUGGUGUUGAAUCGUGGAGCGAAGACACCAUGAACCGAGUUAUUUCUGGUGCUCCUCAGUUGGAAAAGUUGAAUUUGACCUUUUGGAAAAUUCUAGAAAACCUCAAUAUCCGAUCAAGUAGUUUGAAGAAACUCGAGAUCAGUGGUGAUGGUAUGAAUUUUUUAACUGAAAUCAAGGGAGAGCUGACAAUUUGGGCUCCUAAUCUCACGAAUUUAAAGAUUUCGGGUUAUGUUUAUGGUGCUUGUUUGUUGGAUGUCCCGUCUCUGACUAACGCACAUCUUUGUUGUCGAAUCCUUGAGGAUGAAAUGAAACGUGGGGACUUUUCGUCUCAUGAAAUGCUUGAUCAAGUUUUUCCAAGCGUCUGUCAUGUUGAGAAGGUCACAUUAUCAGAGGCGUGCAUUAAGUUUCUUCUGUACAUGAAGGAGAACGGUGUGCUUGUGCUGUUCCCAAACGCGAAGUUUCUAAGUGUCUACGCUGGCGAAGUCAAUAAUCGUUGCCCUAAGAAAGAUCCUAUCCUGAAGAUGUGUGAAAUGCUUGCUGUUUUUGAGAUGUUUCCUAACUUGAAGAAGUUAAUCACUGACCACGAGGAGGGUGAAAUGAGGUUGGUUUUUGAAGAGCCUAAGGCUAGUUUUCCUAGUUCCUCUCUUCCCCAACUGAAGACAGCUGAUAUCUCUUGGUGUAUACACGAUCCCUCACUACUUCCAGCGGUAGGGAUUCUGUUAAAAAGCGCUCAUGUGCUUGAGAAGAUGGUUCUUAAACUAUAUAUGCACGGAGUUGAUCCUAAGAAGUUUAUUUUGGCAAAAAAGAAGGUGCUGAGGAUGCCGAGAUCCUCUCGUGCGGCACAGGUGAUUGUCAUUUCAGAACGUUUUUUCUAAAUAUAACCAUCACACAGGCGGGACCUCUACACCACACGAAGGUGGGGAAAUGACCGUGCGGACAGGUGAUUUGCAUCUAUGCGACGCCUUAAUACUUCCAUUCUAAAAAAUUAUUUUGCAAAAUGCUUGCGUGCUCGAGGAGAUUGUGUUUCGAUGGAAGGGAAAUCCAGAGAUGUUGCCUUGGUUGCCAGAUUUAUGGACAUCCUACCAAACAACAGAGCUCAUCUUUAUCAAAUACUUGUAUUGAUCAAUUGGCACUCGCUUUUGGUUUUAUGCAGUUGGUUUGUUAAUUUGAUUU